AUGGAAAAUCUUAAAUUCAUACUUGAAGACUCAUCUAAUGACGUGUCUCCAGUUGAUGAUCCAUUAAAGUACAAAAUAAAUGUAAAGUCGAAACUGAUAACUCAUGAAAAUGCCAUUAAAAUCCCAAAAAAGAAACAAACUACUUGUCAUGACCAUCUUAUAAGUUAUAUGAGUUCAAUUGCAGUUGCACUAAGACGUUCAAACCUAUUAAAAUCCCAUCUUUUUGGAGGCUUUAACCAAACGAGGUUCAACGAAACGCUAAAUCGUGAUUUUUCAACACGCUUUCAUGCACUUCUUGUUGUAUUUUUAAAGCUUAGCGGGUUACUAAAUGAAUUAACUGCAGUUGCAGUUUUACACGGAGAGGAAAUCGUUAUGUGA
Messenger RNA from Clunio marinus, 378 nucleotides. The record is from the annotation of a GenBank genome assembly. Lineage: Eukaryota; Metazoa; Arthropoda; Insecta; Diptera; Chironomidae.